AUGCUCGCGGCGGCCACCAGGACGCCUACCGCGCUCGCAGCGCAGUGCAUCAGAAAGCCGGCCCCCGUGGCUCGCUGGUUGGGCUUCUCCGGCAGUGCGGCGGUCCCGUGCGGUCCGGAGCUGAGCACCGCGCUGCGUCUGCAGACGGCGUCGCCUGCCGCGACCUUCAGGGCCGCGAUGCUCGUGCGAUCUGCGGCGUCGUCCGAGGUCGCCGCGGAGCCGGUGGAGCAGUUCUUGGACAUCAGGGUGGGGAAGAUCAUCGAGGUCGCGGAGCACCCCGAUGCUGACUCCCUCUACGUCGAGAAGAUCGACCUUGGGGAGGAGGACGGGCCGCGGACCAUCGUCUCUGGGCUGAAGGAGUUUGUGGCGCAGGAGGACCUCAAGGACCGCAUGGUCAUCGUGCUCGCGAACCUCAAGGCGCGCAACAUGCGCGGGAUCAAGUCGCACGGCAUGGUCCUCUGCGCAUCAAACGACGCCCACGACCAGGUCGAGCCUCUGCUGCCGCCGGCCGAGGCGGCGAUUGGCGAGCGGUGCUGGUUUGGCGAGGCCGCCGAGCAGGAGGAGCCGGCGAAAGAAAACCGCGUACAGAAGAAGAAGUACUGGGAGACCGUCCAGCCCGACCUGAAGACGUCCGGCGAGUGCGUCGCUACUUACAAGGGGGAGACGAUGAUGACGUCGGCGGGUGCAGUGAAGGCUCCGUCGCUGAGCUCAGCGUCCAUUUCGUGA
Pedinophyceae sp. YPF-701 is the source of this 726-nucleotide messenger RNA. NCBI's taxonomy places the organism in Eukaryota, Viridiplantae, Chlorophyta, Pedinophyceae. The record is from the annotation of a GenBank genome assembly.